This is a messenger RNA of Lolium rigidum, 932 nucleotides long. RefSeq lists its product as uncharacterized. The transcript has a single exon. Lineage: Eukaryota; Viridiplantae; Streptophyta; Magnoliopsida; Poales; Poaceae. The coding region runs from base 115 to 525 and encodes 136 amino acids. The record is from RefSeq and is a predicted model, not a curated record.
AAAGAGACACAGACAUACUUCAGCACAUCUUGGCCUCUUGUAUUCUCCAUACCUUGCAGUUGCAGAUAAGCUCGUUCCUUCCACAGAGAGGAAAAGUGGACUAGAUAGGUGCAGAUGGAAGGAUUACAGAGAUCGUCGUCGACUUUCAGAAGGUCCGGUUCGUCGGGCCUGGUCUGGGACGAGCGGUUCCUGACCGAGGAGGCGGAGGCGCAGGCCGGCGAUGCCGGCAAGGAUGAGUCCCAGCCGGACCUGCGGCGUUCCCGGAGCGCUGGUGGCCUCGGCAUGCUGUCGCGCCGUGCCGGUGGUGGCGACGACAAGAAACAGCAGGAGAAGAAGAAGAAGCAGGGCCAGAAGGAGGAGGAGCGCGAUCCGCAGGUGUUCAAGACCAAGGACGUGGCCCCAGACAUCGACCCGCCGUCGCCCAGGGUGUCCGGCUGCAUCCUUUGCUCCAUCUUCUCUGGCUCGGGCUCCGGCUCAAAGGCUCGCCGGGGAGGGCGCGCCAAGGCGAAGAAGAAGCAACGGUGAUGCGAUCCUGCAACAGGCUUGAGCCAUGGUGGACGUGAGCGUGUUUAUACUGGACGUCGUCUGUAAUGGAGUGAUAUAUAUACUGAUGUUGGUUUGUACUCUGCUCUACGUAGCCUAUACUACAUGUCAGGUUAGUCUAGUUCCUGUUUUGAUGAUCAGCUCAUCGGUUCAGAUCCAUGGGCAGCAGCUGCUGAGAUCUGGUGUGUGUUCUUGAUCUGGUGGAACUCUUUUUUCCCCUCUUUUCUCUCUGGAACCGCUGCUAGGCCUUGGAUCGGUCGGUGAUCUGUCCAUCUCUUGAUUGCUUUGCAUGUGAGGUGUUGGUACUGUACUGUUGUUGGUAUGGAGUGUGUCUGGCUGGGACCUGGGAGUUGCAACCAUAAACAAAUUUGGAGGUGUCAUUAGGCAAA